This is a messenger RNA of Linum tenue, 3264 nucleotides long. The record is from the annotation of a GenBank genome assembly. NCBI's taxonomy places the organism in Eukaryota, Viridiplantae, Streptophyta, Magnoliopsida, Malpighiales, Linaceae.
CAUUCCGCCAUUGCUGACCUCUCGAUAUUUCUUCCCCCUUUAUUUUUUUUUUUAAUCCACAGGAUUAAAAACCUCAAACAAUCAAACCAACUCAUAAACAAAUAAAACAAUUCCCCCCUUCCUCCCUCCCCAUUUUCUCUUCCCGAUUCCCCCCUCUCAGUUUCAGAGCUUUACCUCCCCAUCUCUCUCUUACUUUCUCUCGCUUCCCUCGCACUCUUCCAACUUUUCCACAGAAACCCAGAAAAGCUCCGCUUCUCUCCUGGGCCUCUCGCCGCGAGCCCGGCAUUAUUUUUCCAUGGAGAACUGAUAGGCAGUUUUUGGGUUUGUCUUCUGAUCCGAGACCCAAAAGAGAAAUAGUAAAAAUGAGGGUGAAGGAAAUGCACCCACUCUGCUGCAUCUCGCUCGAGAGCCCUGGACUGGGCGACCAGUCGCCGGAGAUUUCGACUUCGUUGGCGUUGACGCGGGCGAGAUCCCUGCCGGCGGGCCUUCUGUGUCGGUCGAAUCACACCGGAUCGGAGGACCCCGCGGGUUCGACCGCGACGGUGGCUGGAGUGCUGCACAAGUGGACCAAUUACGGGAAAGGGUGGAGAUCGCGGUGGUUCUUGCUGAAGAAUGGCGUGCUGUCCUACUCCAAGAUUCGCCGGCCGGAGAAUCUGAAUCUGCUGGCGUUGAACGAGGACGUGCAAUUGAUUGGCGCGAUUUCCACCAAUCGAUUGCAGAGGAUGGAUAGCGUCAGCUCCAGCCGAAGGAAGCAGGAGAAGAAAACCGUUGGCAUUGUUCAUCUCAAGCAGAUCUCGUCAUUCCGAGAGAGCAAGUCCGAUGACCGGAGAUUUUACAUUUUUACAGCGACGAAGACGCUUCACUUGAGAACUGAUUCGAAGAGGGACAGGGCAGCUUGGAUCCAAGCUUUGGUCUCUGCUAGGAAUCUUUUCCCAUCGAGGUCACUCAAAGAUGGCCUCUCACACAGGGUGCCAAAGGAUUUGUCUGUCUCGACUGAGAAGCUAAAGAGGCGGUUGACUGAAGAAGGGAUCAAUGACAGCCUCGUUAAUGACUGUGAGCAGAUCAUGCUAACGGAAUUCUCCGAGUUACAAGCUCAGCUUAAAGUUGUAUGCGAAGAACGGAACAGUUUGGUAGACACUCUAAGGCAACUGGAGGCUUCCAAUAUAGAAAUUGAAGUCUCUGGAAUUCAAGAUGGUGACUAUCAGUUGGCCAAGCAUGAUUUGUCAACUUUAGGACGUGGAAAAUACAGUGAAUGUAGCACGACCGAAUCAUCUGAUGAUAUCGAGAAGCAAGACCUGGAGGAAGUUUCGGAUGAGGAGGAGCUCUCUUUUCACGACAGUAAAGAUUGUUUCACCGAUGGGUCUAUAGUCCAAGUUCCAGGUCACUCCGGGAAGGAUAAAACAUCCAAUCAACUCGAUAGUGAAGAGGAUAGAAUGCACUCGGUAUUUGAUCCGGAAUAUCCGCACAUCCAAAGGAGGCAAAAGCUUCCUACCCCAGUUGAAAAAGAGAAAGGGGUCAGCCUUUGGUCAAUGAUCAAGGACAAUGUUGGCAAGGAUCUCACCCGUGUUUGCCUCCCUGUUUACUUUAACGAACCAAUAUCGUCACUUCAGAAAUGCUUUGAGGAUUUGGAGUACUCUUAUCUCUUGGACCGAGCCUAUGAGUAUGGAAGAGCGGGCAACAGCCUGCUGAGGAUUUUACAUGUAGCUGCAUUUGCCGUGUCUGGCUAUGCUUCCUCUGAGGGGCGGCAUUGCAAGCCUUUUAAUCCUCUGCUAGGAGAAACAUAUGAAGCUGACUUUCCGGACAAGGGAGUUCGCUUCUUCUCCGAGAAGGUUAGUCAUCAUCCAACUCUCAUUGCCUGCCAUUGUGAAGGUAGAGGGUGGAAAUUUUGGGCAGACAGCGACUUGCACACCAAAUUCUGGGGGCAGUCCAUUCAACUUGAUCCGGUUGGGGCUCUGACCCUCGAGUUUGAUGAUGGUGAAAUAUUCCAGUGGAGCAAGGUCACAACCGCAAUUCGUAAUCUCAUUCUGGGCAAAGUGUAUUGUGAUCACCAUGGGAUGAUGAAUAUAACGGGAAAUCGCGACUAUUCUUGCAAAUUGAAGUUUAAAGAGCAAUCAAUCCUAGACAGAAAUCCUCAUCAGGUUAAUGGGUUUGUAGAAGACCUCUCUGGGAAAAAGGUGGCCACCGUGUUUGGGAAAUGGGACGACAGCAUGUACUAUACUCUCGGUGAUGGUCAAUCAAAAUCGAGGAACAACCCUUCGUCAAAUGCUAACUUACUAUGGAAGAGUACAAAGCCAGUUCCAAAUCUCACUCGAUACAACUUAACAUCGUUUGCCAUAACCCUGAAUGAAUUGACACCAGGACUGAAGGAGAAGCUCCCUCCAACAGAUUCGAGGCUGAGACCAGACCAGAGGCAUCUGGAGAACGGUGAGUACGACAAGGCCAACGUGGAGAAACAGCGGCUGGAGAAGAGGCAAAGAAUGUCGAGAAAGCUGCAAGAACAUGGGUGGAAACCGAAGUGGUUCGAGCGAGAAGGCGAGAAUGGACCUUUCCGGUACAAGGGUGGAUACUGGGAAGCACGAGAUCGCGGAAACUGGAACGAAUGCCCGGACAUAUUUGGAGAGUUCAGUGACGAGCUCUCCGAAUCCAAGUAAAUUUUUUUUCUGGACAACAAAGAAUAAUGUAGGUAAUGCAUUAUUCUCAAGACUAGAGAUCAACCCACCAGCAGGCAGCAGCAGCGGCUCACGCAGCUUACUGACCAGAAUUCUGGUUGCAGGAAAGAGUGGUAAACGAAGUUUUUCUUGAUGAAGAUUUUGGGGUGGGAGUAGUGAGAUUGCAAUGUAUAAUGUGCACUUCGGGGUAGGAUAAGUGAAGUCACAAGAGCCCUUGAAAAAUUUUCUGCUGUGAAUGUGAGCCCUGGCCUUUUGCUGCUGCUGCUAGUCUGUUAGCCAUCCCAAUUUGUUACAGCUUCAUGUAAAAACUCCGACGUACAAGAAGAAGCCAACCGGGCUGAUAUGAUAAUUUUAUUUAUUUACAUAUUUAUUUGUACUUAGUUUGUCAGCAAUAAAAUGAAGGAAAAAAAAAAGAGUAAAAAGGAAAGGUGAUGGGGUAAUCCUUAUUCCCCAUCAAAGAGUUUCAUUUUUCUUUCCGGACCUGCAGCUUAGCACUCCUGAUUUCGAUUGACCUACUAUCUCAAUAGAUGAGUCGAUCGGAUUUUAGUCCCCUCUCCAAUUCAGCAUAGUUCAAAUAAGCUCUUCUCAUUCCGAC